Molecule: messenger RNA, 3371 nt
Organism: Dicentrarchus labrax (European seabass)
Lineage: Eukaryota; Metazoa; Chordata; Actinopteri; Moronidae
Product: zinc-binding protein A33-like
Exons: 1
Coding region: 724-2130 (468 amino acids)
Molecular function (GO): protein binding; zinc ion binding
Source: RefSeq, a predicted model, not a curated record
GUGCUAGACAUAAAUCAACACAUUGACUAUUAAUCAUUUUCAUAAAUACUCAUGUAGGCCUCAGUUACACUGUAUAUUUUGCAAAUGUUUGUCAACAGUAUAAUGAAGGGUCACUGUAUAAUAGCCUAAAAAACUGUAAGACAUUACAUACCACAUAUGAUUUUUAUAUAUUACAUUUCUAUAUGGAUUACUUGGUGGCUGAUUACAAAUGGGUCCUUCUUCAGCCUACAAAUCACAGUAAGCUAUAAAAGAAAGUUCUUUCAGUCUUUACUGGGUGCACAACAUUAGUAGUUUUACUGCUGUCUUUGAAUAAAAACCUUCGAUGCUGUGAAGGAAACUCAUGCUGAAUUUUUUAAAGCUGAUAAAGCUCCACCUCCAACUCACCUGAGACAAACCAGGAAACAGACUGUCCUCCACCAGGAAGUAGCACACACACACACACACACACACACACACACACACACACACACAAAGAGAGGCAGACAAUAACAGGCUCUUUCACACGAGACCCAAAACUUCCCCUGAGGGAGGAAAACUACAGCAGGAACUAUUGCGAGCACUACAAUUUUAACACGCUGCUGACUGCUUUCACGGACUGGAAUUCAAGGGGAGAAUAUGACUCAGAGUGAAUGUAACUUUCAGGGAACUUUCUAGAAGAGGAAUAGGAGUCGCGGUUGACUGACUUCCUGUUCUGCCUGGUGUGUUUUCAGCCUCAGAGAGAAAAUGUCUUUCCAAUCUGAAGAGGAUAUUACUUGUCCAGUCUGCCAGGAUAUCUUUAAAGAUCCUGUUGUUCUGUCAUGUAGCCACAGCUUUUGUAAAGACUGUCUGCAUACAUGGUGGACAGGGAAAAUACAGGAGUGUCCAAUUUGUAAGAGAAGAUCAUCAAGAAGUGAACCGCCUUGUAACCUGGCCUUAAAGAAUCUGUGUGAGACCUUCAUGCUGGAGAGAGAUCAGAGACAUUCAGCAGGGUCUGAAGCUGUCUGCAGUCUGCACUCUGAGAAACUCAAACUCUUCUGUCUGGACCAUCAGCAGCCUGUGUGUCUCAUCUGCAGAGAUUCAAAAACACACAACAACCACAGAUUCAGACCAAUUCAUGAAUUUGCACGGGACCACAGAAAGGAGCUCCAGAAAACACUGAAGCCCUUACAGGAGAAAGUGAAGAUCUUUGAACAGGUUAAAGGAAACUGUGAUCAAACAGCAGAACACAUUAAGGUCCAGGCCGAACACACAGAGAGGCAGAUUAAGGAGCAGUUUGAGAAGCUUCAUCAGUUUCUACAAGAGGAAGAGGAGGCCAGGAUCACUGCUCUGAGGAAGGAAGAGAAGCAGAAGAGUCAGAUGAUGAAGGAGCAGAUUGAAGCUCUGAGCAGAGAGAUAGCAGCUCUUUCAGACACAAUCAGAGCCACAGAGGAGGAGCUGAGAGCUGAAGACAUCUCAUUCCUGCAGAACUACAAGGCUGCAGUGAAAAGAGUCCAGCAUCGCCCCCUGCUGGAGGAUCCACAGCUGGUCUCAGGGGCGCUGAUAGACGUGGCCAAACACCUGGGCAACCUGACCUUCAACAUCUGGAAGAAGAUGAAGGAGAUGGUCUCCUACACUCCCGUGAUUCUGGAUCCAAACACUGCACAUCCAGAAUUCAUCCUCUCUAAAGAUCUGACCAGUGUGAGUUACGGAGAGAGACAGCAGCUUCCCGAAAACCCAGAAAGGACUGACUAUCAUCGCUCUGUCUGGGGCUGGGAGAGCUUUAACUCAGGGACUCACAGCUGGGAUGUUGAAGUUGGGGACAAUGCAGCCUGGUUUAUCGGUUUGGCAGCAGAGUCCAUCCAGAAGAAGGGACGUGUGAAAUCUGGGUUCUGGCAAAUAGAGUUCUACAAUGGUAAAUACAGUGCACGCUUGUCAGGAGAUCCACCCGCUGUUCUCCGAGUAAAGAAGAAGCUACAGAGGAUCAAAGUUCAUCUGGACUGGAACAGAGGAAAACUGUCAUUCUUCGAUCCUGAUACUAACACACACAUACACACCUUCACACACACUUUCACUAACAGGUUGUAUCCAUGCAUUGGCACUUUGAAUGAACUCCCACUGAAGAUAUUACAAGGCAAAAUCUCUGUAACAAGAGAGUUAGUUGGUGUAGUUUAGUUAAAUUUAUUAAAGUUAUUUUAGACUCUAUGUAAUCUGUGUGGUCUUGAGAUACAACAACAUUUCUUAAAAAUAGAACUUAAAGUAGUGGUGUAGUGGAUAUUAAAUGCAAAACUUUUUUAUAAUGAAAAUGUAAUAAUAUGGUACAUCACAUAAUAAACAACCAAAGUGGAUGUCUUAAUUUAUACACUUUAACUUAUAACAAUUAACCUAAAUCAAAGUGGGUUUUGACAGUCCAUCUGUUGACACUAGAUAUCAGUAGUUAUUCAGUAGCAUGUCUGUAUCAGUUGACAUUCAACCAGUUUCAACAGACAAGUAAACUGUCAGUAGAUUAUAAGACUAUAGACUAUGUACAGUGUGUCCAUUGACUAUCAAUAUGUUUAUUGAAACAAGUUAUUAACCAAUAAUAAUCUAGCUAUCCAGAUUGGCUCUCGAAGUUGACUAUGAACUACUCAAAAUGAAUCUAUCGGUUGAAAAUCAACAGGAUCAUGUCAGCAUGGUAUUAUGUUGUCCUAACUCAAACACUGUUGAUCAUUUAUGAAAUUAUCAAAGAUUAGUUGAUGAUCAACCGAUCUGUUGUUUGUGAACUUUGACCUUUGUGAUCUGCCACAUUUCUUCUAAAGCCACCAACUGGUCAGCAUUUGUAACAUACAUUAAUUCUGACCUGAGAUCAACGCACAUCAUAAUUCCAUUUAUAUAACUCAAGAGAAACUGAAAACAAUCUACAGUUGAACUUAAACCUUUAAACUUUUGAACAAAAAUGAACAGUGUACUAUAACUAAUUCAGAUUUAAGAUCAACCCUCAGUGACGCAGUGAUCAGUACGGUCCUCAUUAAGACGUCUGCAGUGUACGAUUGAAUCUCUUGCUGCUUGCAGAUAAAUAUUUACAGAUUGUACAGUAAUGUCAACCCACUGCUUACUGCAUCAUAUGACCACAUGAGGGCGUCCCAAACUCUCUGCAAACUCAAACAGGCCUAAAACCCUUUAGUGUUGAAUCCUCAGGUGUGGCUGCUUUACAGUGUGCUUAGUUUGAUGUUAGUAUGUAUUUGCACUUGUGUGAUUAUUGCUGGCUGUUUUUAUUUAUGAAAUAUUUCUGUUUUUUAGAUUUUAGAUGUUUAUAUAUUGCUUUUUCUUUCUUCACUAAAUUCUCUUUUUUCCCCCUUCUUCAUCCAGUCUAAAAACUUGAAAAUGUCUUUAAGUUGACAAACCAUGUUUUCAAAUAAAAAUCAAAUUAAACAAAA